Molecule: messenger RNA, 5789 nt
Organism: Xylaria bambusicola
Lineage: Eukaryota; Fungi; Ascomycota; Sordariomycetes; Xylariales; Xylariaceae
Product: endosomal peripheral membrane protein
Exons: 6
Coding region: 214-5481 (1755 amino acids)
Source: RefSeq, a predicted model, not a curated record
CCUCCUUCUCAGAAGACCACCCGUCGACGGCCGUACAUGAAGCAGCCAUCUAUCGACGUGUACCUAUCUAUAUAAAUCCUGACCGGAUGACAUCUGCCUUGCAAGUCUUCACCUCGGUGCGAAAGGCAGCUGAAUAAAACAACACCUCUACGUCCACGUCGGCGAAUCGGCCUUCGCUAGAUGGAGGGACGCUAGAACCACUGUUUGGCCAAGAUGACCACGCAGCUGCUCGCUACCGAGCUGGCAAAUCUCAUUCAGGAGAGCAAACGCAAACAUAACGAUUUGCGCCAGGCAGCCGAGAAGUCUCUCGAUGAACUGAAAAGCAUCCGGUCUACCUCGGAAGCCUCAUUGGCAGCUGAACUCGCGCAAAGAGUGAGCUUUGUCAAUCCCUUCAUCAUCGCAUGCGGUACCAAGAAUGCCAAAUUCACAGGCAUCGCCAUCGUGUGCCUCUCACGUUUGAUCCUCGUGGGUGCUUUGCCAUGGUCUAAGCUGAGCCCCGUGCUAGAAGCUCUUCGUGAGGCUACCUCGGCUGGCUUAGAUGUCCAGCUCAAGAUUCUACAGGCCCUGCCCACUCUGUUGCAAAACUACGCAAAUGAUAUCAGAGGUGACCUACUCGUUACGGCUCUCAAUAUCUGUUUUAUCUUACAGACGAGUAAGAAUGGCGUCGUCAGUAACACCUCUGCCGCUACCCUCCAGCAGCUUAUCAUGACCGUCUUUGAAAAGGUCGCAACUGAAGAUAAGUCGACAUCGGGCACAGAAGUUGCUGGCGAAGCACCUAUGGGCAAUGGUGGAACGGUCAAGCUUCGCGCAGCUGCAAUGGACGCGCAUCGCGUCUUCAAGGACAUCUGCUUAAUGACGGAAAAUCAUCGACCUGAAUAUUUGCGUUUCACCGGGCUCCCGCAAACCUUUGGCCUAGAGUUGAUAGAAUCGGUCUUGAGUCAACAUGCCGGCCUCUUCCUGGCACAUGCCGAACAAGCCUACAUCCUUCGUACCAGGGUCAUGCCAUUCAUUAUCAAAACACUAAGUGGAAAGCCCGACUUUGCUACGUCCGUCCGGCUGGUGCGCAUCUUGUACACCUUGCUCAAGAAGCAUCUCAGUAUUCUGCCAUCUGAGGGUGGAGAUGCUCUAGAUGCCUUGACUCAGUUGCUAGAUCAAGAUACUGUGAUUUGGAGACGAGCUUUGUGCAUGGAGGUUUUCAGAGGUAUUUUCGCUGAGCCUGCGCUGAUGAGGCGCAUCUUUAGACUAUAUGACAGCCAGGGAGGCAGGAGCAUACUCAAAAGCUUGACAGCAACAUUUGUCCGUGUGAGCACCGAGAAGCCAGCGGUCAUAGGACUCGGCCAUCAAUCCACGAUUCCUGUUGCAGAUCCGUAUGCCAACAUGGGGGCAUCUUCGGAUCAAGCUAUGCUUGAGUCGAGUGGUGUUACAGGGAUUAUUGGUGGAUCUGUAAACGAAGGUCAUAAUACUGGCAUAAGCUCUCAAUGGAGUACCGUUAGAGUUGCUUGCAUAGACCAGCUGGAUAAGACGGAUCCUCCCAGCAUUCCUGAAUCUUACAUCUAUGCGCUUACGCUAUCCUGCAUUACUUCAUUAUCAGAAGGUCUAGCGAAGUUCAUAUUACCACUCACAGUACCUGGCGAUGCUCGCUCUCGCAAGAGGGGGGCGAAACCCUCAGACACCGGUAGAGACUCGCCAGCGCCAACGGAAACAAGCAGCGCGGAUAGCACAAAGACUGGAUUGGAGAAGAGCAUGAGCGCGACCUCCCUUGACAGAUCUUCGUCUUUCAAAAAGAACCCUGUACCUGUUAAUCCGCUAGCGUUGAAAGAUCAUCCUUUAUAUAUUGAUGUCAAAACAUGUGCCGACAUCAUCGAUGAGUGCUGGCCUGCUAUCCUUGCCACCUGCUCAACUUUUCUAUACGCUGCAUUGGACUCGGAGUAUUACCAUGGUCUCGUGCGAGCGUUUCAAAAGUUCGCUCAUGUCGCCGGACUUUUGCAACUCACCACCCCACGAGAUGCCUUUCUCACAACGCUGGGCAAAGCAGCUGUGCCGCCCAAUGUUUUCACUGCUUGCCUCAACACUGGCUCUUCGAAGUCCCAUAUACCCAGUCCGACUACCGAGACGCCCAAUUCCAUUCUUGGAAAUGCCAGGGGCUUAUUGAGUGUAGAGAAUCUGGUGACUCCAGUGGGUGUCGCAGGUGAAAGGCAGAGACAGGCUUCAUUCGACGCGAGCAGUAUACCACAAACAAUCAAUACUCGCAACUUGUUGUGCAUGCGUGCACUGCUCAAUUUGGGCAUUGCUCUUGGACCCACGCUCAGUUCCUCAUGGUCAAUUAUUCUGGAAACCUUGCAACAAGCUGAUUUUGUGCUAUUUACGAAUGGAAAGACUCCUGGGAAGAUCCCAAUAGUGGCCAAAGUCUCUGAUUCAGCAGCUGAGGCUGAGGCCGCAGGACUGCUAGCUAGUUUCAGUACGGAGAUACGAGCCGUGGAAACGGCUGCUUCGAGACUUCUGGAAAGCACCGUUGACUUUCCAAACGAUGCCUUUGUCGAAAUAGCCACAGCCGUUUGCCACCUUCUAGAACAUCAUCCGGGACCUUCAUCAGAACCAUCGGUUCAACCUCGUUCUCCACUUCCCCCUGCUUCACCCGCUGCAGGAGUGCGAUCGCCAAGCGCGCAGCAUAGGAAGUUAUCCGGUCUUUCAACCACUGUCCCGUCUGGAGCUAGCCAAGAAGAUCAGUUCACACUCGCUAAGAUCGGCGACUUGGCUGUCAUAAACCUCGAGAGACUGCUUCUAUAUGCCCCGGAUGUAUCAGGCUGGAAUCAGAUUACUUCUGAACUCGUUAGGGUCCUCAGCUCCAGCGGCAUAGCUGCCCCGGUGAGAAGUCGGGGGGCUGACAUUCUAGUGAGACUCAUGCUGGAUGCUGUGAAAGCAAUAAGUGGUCAAACCGACGAGACGCGGGCGCGAGUUCAGUUGCGGGUAUUACAAACUCUUCGCGCUUCUCUAGUCCCCUUGGAAGAAGAGAAUCGAGUGGCUUCUGUAACCACAUAUGCCACCGAUGUUGAUAUUCACAAGAUUAUCUUGGAAGGGUUAAAGGAUCUUCUCGAUGAAUGCGGAGAAUCGCUUCUUAGUGGGUGGAGUGUCAUUUUCGAGAUUAUUGGCACCAUUUUUAUUCCGAGAAGAUUUGCUGCUGACGACAGCUCCGAUGAACGCCCAGCGCCGCAAGGGCUAGCUACGCGAUCUUCCAAAUUGAUACGCUCUGCAUUUAGCUCCAUGCAGCUCGUCUGCUCGGACUUCUUGUCUUCUUUACCUAAAUCAUGUUUCCUUAUUCUCGUUGAUACCCUGUACAAGUUCUGCUCUCAAGACGAUGACCUUAAUAUUGCAUUGACAACAGUCACAUUUUUCUGGGAUCUCUCCAACUUUCUCUCGGGAAAGAACAAAGCACUUCCCAUUACCAAUAACCUCGUCGGCGAUUUCGAUGAAGCUUCUCUAGUCGAGAAGGCCUCGCAUGCUGAGAAUGCAUCUUCAGACGCCGCUCUUUGGAUGCUUCUUCUUAUCCGACUCACGAAUGUGACCAUCAACGACAGAUUAGACUUGAGAAAUAGUGCAAUCCAAACACUUUUACGAAUUUUUGAUGCGUACGGCGACCAGCUUUCUCCUGAAGCCUGGUCCAUCUGCAUUAAAGCAGUGAUAUUUCGUUUGAUGGCUUCCAUUGAAACUGAAUUGCAAGCACUCAAUGAUGCUGAGUGUAACGAAAAGACCCGGAACGAAUGGCAUGAUACGGCAGUUGUCGUCCUCAACGGCAUUUCUAGUCUGCUUUCAAAUUAUCUAGAUGUUCUCACUGUCCAUCCAACUUUCAAUUCCUACUGGCAACAACUGCUGGGCCAUUUCGCAACAUUGCUAGACCUCCAUGUGCUGGAAAUCAGUACAGCGACCUUCAAAGCUCUUACGCAAAUCCUUUCCCAUAGUCAGACCGGUUCAAACCAAAAUUUCAAUAAAACGACCAUAGAUCUCGCGUGGGAUCUGUGGUCUCGCGGCAUACCCGUAACCAAUCUGGAGACAACGGAUAAACCCCUAGAUAACCAGAACUGCUUGCUAGCUUAUGUCGCCGCCUUGCGUGACGUAUACCGCUUGAUACAAGACGAUCUAACAGUUGAGCGAAUUCGCCGCAUGCUCACGCUCCUGCGCGACGUCAUGCGAACGGCGGCGCCUGGUGCAUUUAUUGCAGACAUUGACCAUGCCACGCCAUUACAGGGACAAGUGCUAGAUGUUCUUAAGAUGAUUCGAACCGAUAUUCCUGGGGCGCCCUCUGCUUUGAUCACCCAGACCUCCGAAUUUGUCUCAUUAGCUUUUACUGAUGGCGACACCACUGCAACUGAACGUACCACGCAGAAGAGGACAUAUGUCGCUAUGUCCAAAGCCAGCAUGGUGAUGUUACAAACAUUGGUACAGUCACAUGCGUCAGACACUGAUAUUUAUAAUAAUGGCUCUUUACUGACAGCGCUGGCGGCUUUAUCGAAACCUAUUGAGCUCAAGUACCAGUUUCCCAUUAUCACCAAGUCAGAGCAACCCUGGAAACAGGCAACAAACUCGGCUAUAGCUAUUCUAAGAGCCACCAUAAGCCACCUCGUAACGCUUGAGAUUCCUCGUGCCAUGCUACAAGAUAUUUGGCAAAUCCUUGUUAUCAUUACGAAUGGUAUAUCUAAAGCAGACUGCGAGGCGCCGCCUGAUAAGAUUAACAUCUCUGAUGACGAAGAUUUCGAUAUUACGUCGUUUAUGCAAUUACGAAACUUGAUAAUCCCCUCAUUGGGCGCAGAAGUUGUUCCGGACAAGACGCGAAAACUCUUUGCCGAAAACCUUUUCCGCAUGUCCAUUAUUCAUGCGCCAGCGCCUGCUGAGUCCUCUCUCAUUUACGGAAACGAGGGAGGUGACAUGGUUGGAUUAUCGAACCUCUAUAAAACCCGGCGUGGUCGUACCAUUGACCCUCCACCAUCAAAACGUAGCAAAAUGUCGUAUAUUUGUCUAGAUGAGCUCUUCUCCCUUGUCGCGAGCCAGGAUACAACCGCAGAGCCACAGACCACUAUCCAGCCAUCUACAGCCAGGCCAACGCCAUCUUCCGGCAGCGCUGCUUCGGAACCUUCUCGCGUGCUCAGAAUCCGACUCGCGAGGACAGCGGCGCCAUAUCUAAUCUUGAGAGCUGCUCUGACGCUACGCACGUAUGUCGCGGACCAGCCCCUUCGCGGCCGGAUGCCGCAGCCUCUCAGUCAACGCAGGGAGUUAGCCCGGAUACUAGAGCGCUUAAUCGAACUCAAGAGCGAGCCGGAAGCUAUCCCCGACACGCCCAACGUCGAGAGCGACGGAAGGAAGCACUUGCUCCGGCUCUACCCGCUCAUUGUCGGCGCCACUAGAGUCGCUGGUAACACCGGCGAUGCCUCUAUUUCUAAGCUGUUGACAGAGGCUCUGGAAGUAGUCGGCGUCGAACUAGGGAUGUGAUACAUACAUGCGCAUUGAAAGAGGAAGAGAAAGGAUUCUUAUAUAUAUACACAUGGACCGGGCCUAGAAACUGAGUAUGGACUGACUAGUGUUUAGAGUAUAUUUAGAUGAAAGUUUGUACUGCAUCGUUAUAGAGUUUAUUGAUUACGAAGGGAGGAGCAAUGGGCAUUCUUUGUCAAUGAGGAGACUCCUGGCUUGCUCCCUAUGGGAAAUGCACGAGUGGUGUGAGGUACAUAGCUAUCGUCAUGGUUUUGUUCUUUUUUUUGUGGUAGAAAUACAUGUGUCAAUUAAGACUUGAAAUAGAUGGC